Molecule: messenger RNA, 6064 nt
Organism: Amphibalanus amphitrite
Lineage: Eukaryota; Metazoa; Arthropoda; Thecostraca; Balanomorpha; Balanidae
Product: echinoderm microtubule-associated protein-like 6
Exons: 29
Coding region: 494-5398 (1634 amino acids)
Molecular function (GO): microtubule binding
Source: RefSeq, a predicted model, not a curated record
CGGUACACAGGGCUGCGUGCCGGGCCGGCCACCACAGGUCCUGCCGAGCGGGCCGAUCGAGCCGGGCUGACCGACGGGACGGGGCCGGCCGGCCGUGCAGUGCCGUGACAGCGCCCACUCGGUGUGGCCGAGUCCAGUGUGCGGUGGACUGACCGUAGGCUGGCUGGAAACGUCUGUGGUGCCACUGAAUGUCGGCAGCGUCGCUAGAACUGAGUGAGCAUCCAGUCAAGUAAGUGAUUGAAGACGUUUUCAUAACUGAAUCUUCUUCUUGAUAACACGAGGAUCAAGGAACAUGCCUGACAUCCUAUUCGCCGGCGACAGUCUUGUAUGCCAAUUGGCAUUCAAACUCGUCUAGGAUCAGCCCUCACUCUUAUAUAAGUGACGGGUGAUCAUACCGUCAGUUUAAACUCAGCUACGUUCAGUGGCCUCCUCUUACCUGACCUCUCCUAACACCUCUGACCUGUGACCUCUGAGCACCAACAACGAGUCCAAGAUGACUGGCCGCGCUCCCCCGGACGCCAGUCUCAGGCUCCAGUGGAUCUUUGGCUACAACGGCGUGGCCAAGCGGAACGUCCAGUUCCUCUCUGAGGACGUCAUCGUCUACUUCACUGCCGGCGUCGGCGUGGUCUACAGGCUCAAGGAGCGAGAGCAAAAGUACUUCCACGGACACAACGACGACAUCACAUGUCUGGCUGUGAGCGGUGACAAGUCCAAGGUGGCCACCGGACAGAUCGGUGACGACCCCUACGUCUGUGUGUGGCACCCGCACACCAUGGAGACCCUCUCCGUGCUCAAAGACGGACACAUGAACGGCAUCCGACGCGUCCAGUUCAACAGCGACGGAAAGCUGCUGGCGUCGCUGGGUAUGGACGAUCCGAGCACCCUGGUGGUCUGGAGCUGGCAGAGCGGCGUCAGCGUAGCCUCUACCACGGCCCACUCAGCGCGCGUCGUCGACCUCUGCUGGAGCCCCUACAGAGAGAACGAACUGGCCACCUGCGGCGAGCACCACCUCCGCAUCUGGCAACAGCUCGGAAACAGCUUCAAGUCCCACGGGGCAGUGUUCGGGGACUCGAGUCGCGCACUUACACUGACCGGCGUUCUCUACAUCUCCGAGAAGACGCUGGUGACCGGCACCGAGAAAGGGCAGCUGUACAUCUGGAGGGACAAACAGCUGCACGAAAUCAUCGAGGAGGCGCACGAGGGUCCGGUGUUCUGUAUGGCGCUGGCUCGGGAAGGUUUGGUCACCGGAGGGGAAGACGGUCACGUGAAGAUGUGGACGGCCCACUUUGACGUCAGCAAAACGGUCGUAGCUCGCAGUCCGUCACUUCACAGUAAUGGAGCUGUAACAUCUGUCUCCUGGGACCACGGAAAGUUUCUAUUCGGCACAAAGCUGAGUGAGAUAUUCAUCCACCACGACGGGGUGAACGAGUGUUACAUGCAGGGUCACGGCAAGGGGGAGCUCUGGGGCCUGGCCCCGUUCCCGGAAAACUACAAAUUCGCCACCGCCGGAGAGGACCACACCGUUAGGAUCUGGGAUGUGGAGAAGCGGGAGCUGCUGGAGACCACGCGGCUCGACCUGGCCGCCAUGUCCUGUGCCGUCUCACCAGACUCGACCCAAGUCGCCGUCGGACUCAAAUUCGGCACCGUCGUCAUACUCAACGCCAAAGACAUGAGUGAGGAGGUGCGUUUCGCCGACCGUCGGGAGGACAUAUCGGAGCUGAAGUUCUCCCCGGACGGCUCCCUGCUGGCGGUCGGCUCUCAUGACAGUAUUGUGGACGUGUACCGCACGGACGAGUACGUGCGGACGGCCGUGAUGCAGGGCGCCUCCAGCUAUAUCACCCAUCUGGACUGGAGCACCGACGGACGCUAUAUCGAGAUCAACACGGGCGCCGGGGAGAGACUCACCUACCGAGCCGCAGAUGGUGAGCAGGAGGUAGACUCGGACGUGCUCGACUCCCUGCGCUGGGCCUCCCGGACCGGAGUUCUGGGCGCCGAGCUGAGCGGUAUCUGGCCGCGCUACUCGGACCUCACCGACAUCAACAGCGCUGAUGUCGACACCGACGGGGGCGUCGUCGUCACCGGCGACGACUUCGGACUCGUCAAACUGUUCCGGUUCCCCUGCAGGAAAAAGGGCAGCAAGUACCGUUCGUUCGUGGGUCAUUCGGAGCACGUGACCGGUGUACGGUUCACCUCGGAGAGGACCCACGUAGUGUCUAUCGGUGGCGGGGACCGAUCCGUGUUCCUCUGGAAGUACCAGACCGGGUCACCGGACACCGGUGAACACGUCGUGGCGGUGAGGAAGAGUGUGCAGGUCUCGGAGGAUGACGAGCCAGACACGGACACGGAACAUUUCCCGGAGAUCUACACAGACGUUGAGAACGAGCAGAGCGUCCUCAAACCGUCCAGGGUGAGCCGGAAGCGUCGCGAGAAGCGCUCGGCGUCGGCCUCCCACCGCGGCGUACCCCGGCAGAGGGCUGCCCCUAACGCCGACACCAAACUGCCAGAAGCCGGACUCAAACUCAAGUUUGUCGGCGGGUACCGCGGCCACGACACGCGGAACAACCUGCACUUCAGCAAGGAGGGUCACCUGGUGUACCACCUGGCCGCGCUGGGCAUAGUGUACGAUCCGGCCACACUGGGUCAGCAGUUCUACGACAAGCACACGGACGACAUUCUCUGUCUGACCGUGCAGCCCGGCACGGACGUGGUGGCCACCGGACAGAUGGGCGCCGACCCGUCGAUCCACGUCUGGUCGGCGGCCACCCUGGACACCCUGUCCGUGCUGAGCGGCGCCCACCAGCGGGCCGUCGUCAGCGUAUCCCUCAGUCAGCAGGGCUCCGUGCUGGCCAGUAUCGGCGGCGACGACCACCACACGCUGGUACUCUGGAACUGGCAGACCGGCCAGAAACUGGCCUCGGCCAGGGGUCACUCAGAGAAGGUGUUUGACCUGGCGUUUGAUCCGACCAACCCGCACAAGCUGAUGACAGUCGGUGUGCGCCACAUUCGCUUCUGGACCCGUUCCGGAGGCGGGCUGACUUGGAAACGGGCUGUGCUCGGGAAACUCGAUAACCAGGACACGAUGCUGUGCUGCGCCAUGUCCGGGGACGGGUCCAGUUUCAGCGGCGGCGCGUCCGGCACCGUCUACAGCUGGUCCAACGGCCGAGUGGCCACCUCCGUGAAGGCGCACCGCGGACCCGUCUACUGCAUCGCCACACCGCAGGAGGGGUACCUGACCGGCGGCCAGGACGGUUACGUCUGCCUCUGGGACAACGAGUUCUCCCGCUGUCUCAAGAUCUUCCCGAUCAGUAACGCUUACGUCACUGCGGGUCACAUGACACUAACGACCGAUCAUCCGUCUAUCCGCGCCUGCGCCAUGGGCAUGGGGAGAAUCGUGGCCGGGACCCAGCGCGGAGAGAUCGUAGAGGUCUAUGAAGACGGCAAUAUCUGCGUCACCAUGGCGGGUCACGGCCGCGGCGAGGUCUGGGGUCUGGACACCCACCCGACCACGCUGGAGUUUGUCACCGUCAGUGACGACCACUGGCUGCGAGUCUGGAACCGGUUCAGCGGCGCGCACAUGACCGACCUGCGCCGGCCGGCGCGCAGCGUGGCCUACAACUCGGACGGCUCCUGCCUGGCCGUCGGAUUUCUGGACGGCAGUGUGAGUCUGUUCUCGUCGGACAGUCUGCUGCGCGCUGCCACCGUCCACCACCGCGACUCUCAGAUCUCUGCCGUCCGCUGGUCGCCGCGGGCCGUCCGCGGCCGGGGGUUCCUGGCUGCCGCCUCUCAUGACGACGUGGUCGAUCUGUACCACUGGUCGGAGGCGGGCCAGCUGCGCCGCGUGGCCGUCUGUAAGGACGCCUCCAGCUACAUAUCACAGGUGGACUGGCUGGAGGACGGACGGCUCAUCCGCAGCAACUCAGGAGCCGGUGAGCUCCUGUACCACGACUGCCCCGCCGGCCGCCGGCAGCUGGUGCCGAACUCCGUGGAGCCGCUACUGGACUGGCACACAGAAACCUGCGUCCUCAGUCCGAGUCUGGCCGGCAUCUGGGCGCCGGAGGAUGACUACACCGAUAUAAACGCGGCGGAUCGCAGCCCCGACCGGACACUGGUGGCCACCGCCUGCGACGACGGAGGGCUCAUCAAACUGUUCAGAUACCCGGCCAGGGAGAAGUUCUGCCGAUUCCGGAAGUACUCCGGCCACAGCAGUCACGUGACCAACGUGCGCUGGUCGUACGACGGCAAGUACCUGAUGUCGGUGGGCGGCGCCGACUGCGGUGUGUUCGUCUGGAGCCGCGUGCAGAGCACAGAAGUGGCGCCCGGCUACACCAACCCGCUGGACCCCGACUCUGGCGACGACCUGGCCGUGCACGACCUCGAGCUAACUGCGUCUCACGGCGCUCUGGCCGGCGGCGAGUCGCGCCGGCCCGUGUCCGCCCUGCCCCGCCACCUCACGGGGGACCGGCUGACGGGACUCUACCUCCAGUCGGGAGAGGUGUAUGCGGUCGUCACCCGCACCAGUGUCGUCGGAUACAACAUCGAAAAGGGUAAUCAGGUGCUGGGUAUUCAGCACGAGGCGCCGGUGCUGGGCAGUGCGGCCGUCUCUGCUAACGAGUCGCACCUGCUGGCCGUCUCUGAGCGGGACGACUGCUCCUCUGUGACAGUGCUGGACCUGAGCCGCGACGGCGACACCAUCGGCAUGCUCCGGGCGUCCAACUCCCAGGCGGAGGACAUAUUCCGGAUGCGGUUCUCCGACAGUGGUCGGUUCCUUGUCUGCUGCAUCCACAAAAAUGGACAUUACCUUCUCAGAGUCUGGAACUGGAAGAAAGCGAUGCAGGUGGCUCAGACACAAGUGAGCGGAACUCUCCUGGACGCCGACUUUUCACCCUCGGACGAUCUCAAGCUAACGGUCCUCUGCUCCAAACAGGUCCUGUUUGGUAAGAUAGUGGGCGUGGCCAUUCAGCUGCAGAAGGGCUACAUCCCGCGGAAGAAGAAGGGCUCUGACCGGAGGUUCCUCUGUGUGGCCUGCGGACCGGAUCACGUGUCGUACACGGGAACCAGCGACGGCCGGCUGCUGGUCUGGAAGGGACCCAUCAUGUCGCAGGUGGUCGAGGUCACUCAGCACGGACCCGUCACCUCUGUCAGCGUCAACAGGAGCGGCUCGGCGCUGCUCACCGCCGUCAGGACUGUGCAAAACACGGUGGCCCUGCACCGCUGGACCACCUCCGUAGCCGUGGAGUGGCACUACAGCCUGGAGGUGCCCGAAGACGCGCACAUCGAGUCAGUCAGCUGGGCCAAGGGCCACGUGCUGGUCACCACCGUGGCAGACAAGAAGGGACACGUCAUCGAGGUCAAUAUGAAGGAAAAGAAACACCGGGAGCUGAUGGAAGUGAUGCUCUGAGGAUGUGACGUGACGUGAUGUGAUGUGAGGACGUGACGUGUCAUGACGGAAGAAUGUGGAGUGGCUCAGGCUGAAUGUGAACGAUACGAAACACCUGAAUGCGAAUGAUUCCGAGGACAAUCGUUUCGUCCACUGGAUGCUCUGCUUCUAUUGAAAAUAGUGAUUAUGAGGUAUGUUGUGAUGAGGCUAAGAGUGCUCUGACGGCUGCUUGACACUCGUGUUAUGUGACAGAACAUGUCUUCUUAGUCGUUUGAUUUCAACUAAAAAAAAAAAAAUAUUUAACCGUGCGACUUUACUGAUCGGCGAGCGAGAGCCGGAAUCCACGGUGAGACUGUGCCGCACUACACGGGGCCAUGCGGUACAGUCUAACAUCCCGUGGCGGCAUUUGGCGAGACCGAAGCCGUAAGGAGCGUUCGCUGUCUGUUAUGAACUAUCCGGUUGCAUCGCCCCCCCCCCCCCCCACCAUAUAAUAUCUGUACCUACGCUUGUUCGUUGCUUGUUUGAGUAGUAGGCCUCUAUACUAAGCUCAAUUACUACGCAUGUAGUUUGUGUAGUUUGUUAUAGGUUUUACUGGUAUGGUACGCACAUUGCUAUUCAUUGUUGUCAGUUUUUAGCAAACAUCUAUGAACGAUAUUGUCUACUGAAUACACAGCAUUUUGUAAGUCA